Messenger RNA from Sus scrofa (pig), 2960 nucleotides. RefSeq names its product family with sequence similarity 131 member A (gene FAM131A). The record is from RefSeq and is a predicted model, not a curated record. NCBI's taxonomy places the organism in Eukaryota, Metazoa, Chordata, Mammalia, Artiodactyla, Suidae.
AUCAAAGUGGACGUGGUGGGGGUUCCUUGCUGAGGGGAGAAGGGGAACACAGGUGUGAAGUACUAGACAGAACACACUUCCUGGUCUUGGUCUCCUAUCAAAAUGUGAUGCAGACCCCAGUGUGUGGAGGAAGCCUUGGUUUUGGAGGUGUUUAUAGCCGAAGCCCUCUGGCUUUGAGGUCUCAUCUAUAAAAUGAGGGGCCUGGAUGCACCGACGGCUUCUGACCCCAUGCAGUUUGACUGGCAGCCUGGAUUCUGUGAGUCUAUCCAAACCUGCCGGUCUCCACCUUCCCCUGCCUUUGGGUCUGGAAGCAGCAGACGAGCGUUUUUUUUUUUUGCUGAGGGACUCUGCCCCAGGCAGCCUCUGCGUGGCUGUGACGUAGGCUCCGCCCCGCCUUCUUUGGGUAGUGACGUGAAGGCCACGCCCCCACACUUACGUCACUGGCCCGGUUCCCUCUCCCGGGAGCGUUGGCGGACGAGCGGCUCCCACCCCCUCCCCUCUCACCGACUCUUCCCCUCCCCGGUGCGGCGACCGCGGCCCGACCCUCUGCAAGGCGAUGGCCCGGGCCCCGAGUGCGGGCUAGCGUGCCUAGGUACCCCGGCCAUGGGCUGUAUUGGCUCUCGGAGCCCGGCGGGUCAGGCAUUUCUGGGGACCACCAGCUGGCUGAAGCUCAGGGACAGAGACGGCUGCUCCAGCUAAAGUGGCCUCGGACCCGGCUUGGGCUGUGGAGUGGAUCGAACUUCCUCGGGGCCUCUCUCUAUCUUCCUUGGGAUCUGCUCGGACCCUCCGAGGCUGGAGCCGGUCCUCUCGCCCUUCUUCCGUGGACAGCCAGGACUUGCCGGAGGUGAAUGUUGGAGACACAGUCGCGAUGCUGCCCAAGUCCCGGAGAGCCCUAACUAUCCAGGAGAUUGCUGCGCUGGCCAGAUCCUCCCUGCAUGGUAUUUCCCAGGUGGUGAAGGACCACGUGACCAAGCCCACUGCUAUGGCCCAGGGCCGAGUGGCUCACCUCAUUGAGUGGAAGGGCUGGAGCAAGCCCAGUGACUCUCCCACAGCCCUGGAAUCAGCCUUUUCCUCCUAUUCGGACCUCAGUGAGGGUGAACAAGAGGCUCGCUUUGCAGCAGGAGUGGCCGAGCAGUUUGCCAUUGCAGAAGCCAAGCUCCGGGCAUGGUCUUCGGUGGAUGGUGAGGACUCCACCGAUGAAUCCUAUGAUGAGGACUUUGUUGGGGGAACUGACUCAGACCUGGCUGGGCAGCUGCCCCUGGGGCCCCACCUCCAGGACCUCUUCACUGGCCACCGGUUCUCCCGGCCUAUGCGCCAGGGCUCCGUGGAACCUGAGAGCGACUGCUCGCAGACCGUGUCCCCAGAGACCCUGUGCUCCAGUCUGUGCAGCCUGGAGGACGGGUUGCUGGGCUCCCCAGCCCGCCUGGCUUCCCAGCUGCUGGGCGACGAGCUGCUCCUCGCCAAACUGCCCCCCAGCCGGGAAAGUGCCUUCCGCAGCCUGGGCCCAUUGGAGGCCCAGGACUCGCUCUACAACUCGCCCCUCACAGAGUCCUGCCUUUCUCCCGCCGAGGAGGAGCCAGCCCCCUGCAAGGACUGCCAGCCGCUCUGCCCGCCGCCAGCGGGCAGCUGGGAACGGCAGCGGCAAGCCUCUGACGUAGCUUCUUCUGGGGUGGUGUCCUUAGACGAGGAUGAGGUGGAGCCAGAGGAACAGUGACCCAAAUCAUGCCCGGUGGUGGCAUGUGUCCCCUGGCUGCUGCUGGGGGCAGAGCCUCUGCCCAGGCACGGGCGAGGCUUCCAGCAGAGCUCCACAGCCUGGAGGGCUCCUGGGAGCACUCACUUCUUCGUUGUGUGUUUGCAUGAAAGUGUUCAGAGGAGGCAGGGGCCAGGCUGGGGGCGCAUGUCCUGCCCCCACUCCGGGGGUUUGCCGGGGGUUGCCCGGGGCCCCUGGGGCAUGGCUACAGCUGUGGCAGACAGUGAUGUUCAUGUUCUUCAAUCAAAAACACCACAUACACAUUUCCUCCUCGGGUGAUGUGAACCCCUAAGGGGGUGGCUGUGACUGGGCUGUGUGGGGUAGAGUGGGAGGGAGACCUGCCUCCCCCGCCCUCCACCGCUUCUCUCUUCUCCGCUUUUCUCCUCACCUCUGAGUCCAUGUGCAGUGCUUGACAGAAUCACCCCUGCCCAGGGGGCUGGCUCUGGCCCUCCUGGAUCCUCUGGAUUGAGCCGUCCCCCAAGGGCCCCUUGCCCAGCUGGGCUCAUGCUGUGCUUCACCUCUCCAUCGUCUCUAAAUCUUGUUUUUCCUAAAGAGGGGUUUUGGUCUGUUCUUUCAGUCGGAUCUUCUCUGGGAGGCAUCAGGGCGACGAAAGCCUGUAUUCUUGGCCCUUUUCCUGCCCCCCCAGGGACUGGGCCCUGGAGGCUCCCAGCCCGUGGCUGCCCCAUUCACUCAGAGUUCUCUUUGGAGUAGAAUUGGAGGGAGGGGUGGCCCUGAUUACCACAGAGCUGUGAUUUGGAUGUUCUUCCAGAGAGGGCCACAAGGGGGCCACAUGGUGGCCGGGCAGUUGUCUGCAGGAAUUGUGCCAAGGAGUGACAGUCAUGAGGGAGCUCUCAGUGGGGAGGAAAGAGGGUGGUGCCUUUCUUGGCUGAAUGAAAGGCCAAAGCUACCUUACUGGGGGCCUGCACCCCAGCCAGGGUGCUGGUGAGCAAGCAGUGGCAGCCUCAGCAGAUCCUGCAUUCCAUGGACAGCAGGCUCUGGAGUUUUAUGGCCAUGGGGUGGGGCAGGGGGAGGGGUGUGUGUGUGGCUGCUGAAUUUGGCGCCUCGUAAGCUUUAGCAGUUGAGAGGGCCCAAGGUAAGAACAGAGCUGAUGGGCAGAGGCAUUCUAUAUAUAAGUGGCUCAUUAGGUGUUUAUUUUGUUCUAUUUAAGAAUUUGUUUUAUUAAAUUAAUAUAAAAAUCUUUGUAAAUCUC